Molecule: messenger RNA, 2964 nt
Organism: Rotaria sordida
Lineage: Eukaryota; Metazoa; Rotifera; Eurotatoria; Philodinida; Philodinidae
Source: the annotation of a GenBank genome assembly
AUGAAAUUUACAAAAAGAAUUUUAUGUAUUAUUCAAAUCUUAAUUUUUAUACAAUUAUAUUUAUGCCAAGAUGAACAAUAUUCAAGAAUUUUAAAUGAUGAUAUUAAUAAUAUUAAUAUAUUAUUAUCUAAUGAGACAUUAACUGAUGUUAACCAUUAUUUAGAUGAUGUUCUGACAGAGAAUUUAUUCAAUAGCAGUAAUUUAAUACCGGAGUCGAUUAUUGAAUAUUCAUCAACAAUUAAUAUACCUAUGAAAUAUAUCACUGAUGAAGAAGAUUAUACAUCAAUUGAAUCAAUUGCAUUUUCUAUUCUUACAAAUCAACAAAUAUUACAAGCAAUAACUAUUCUUGCUGGUAUUGCUAAUGAAAAUAUUAGUUAUACAUUUAAUAUUGAAAAUGAUAGAUUGAAAAUUAUUUUUUCACAAGAUAAUCUACUUGAUAUAAUUUUAACAACAAAAAAUGAUACAGAAUUAAUUAAUAAUGGACAAUGGCAUCGAUUAUAUAUUGAACGAUCAAAUCGAAAGUUACGAUUUAUUCUUGAUAAUGUUGAACAAUCAAAUACUGAAUUGCCUGAUGAAUGGCAAAAGACAAUAAAUAUAUUCAUUGGAGCACAAUUAAUAAUUGUACCCAAUGGUAAUUAUAAUGGUAAAAUUGGUGAUAUUAUAGUAUCUAAUAUGGAUCGAUCUUUAAAUCUUCGUGAAAAAGAUAAUUCAAAUGAGAAUUUCGAAGAUUCUAUAACAACAAUAAUUUCAUCAUCUAUAAAUCAAUCACAAUCAAUUCAAACAAUUGCUUUUCUUCCAAAUGAUAAUAAUGAAAUUAUUUUUCCAUCACCAAUUAAAUUCUUCUUUAAAAUUUUUUCAUUUUCAUUUCGUACAUAUUCCAAUCUUAGUACACUUAUACAAUUUGAUGAAAUUCAAUUAAAUAUUGAUAUUGAUGGUUAUUUAAUAUUAGUCAUUCGUGAUCAACUAGUACAAAAAAUUUUCUCAAAUGAAAAACAAAAACCAAUCAAUGAUGGAAAACUUUAUAUUGUACAAUUAGAAUUAAAUAAUCAAACUCUUGAAACAUGGAUAGAUAAAAAUAAGAAAAUUUCUACUGAACUUUCAAGAUCAUAUUUAAUCAUUGAAAAUUUUCUAUUUGGUUUACAUAAUCAAUUUAUUGGUUGUAUAGAAAAUGUAACUUAUAAUAAUCAAAUAUUUUCAUUUGAAAAUUUAUCAUUAAAUCGACAAAAAUGUUUUUUAAAUAAUAUGAUAAUAAAAUCAUCAAUAGAUGAUAUUCAUAUUGAUCAAAUUAUUUCAUUUAAAGAUAAUGAUCGUCCUUUGAUUAUUAAUUUUGAUAAACCUGAAGAAUUUCAUAUAUUUUCAUUUAUAUUUUCUACACAAGAAUCAAAUUGUAUUAUUUGUUCAUUAGCUGAUAAUACAUAUAAUAAUUUUAUUAUAUUAAGUAUUCGUUAUGAAUAUUUAGUAUUAACAUAUUAUAAUAAACAAAAACAACCAAGAGAAAUUUUAAUAAAUAAUUCAAUUAAUGAUAAAAAUGAACAUAAAAUAAUUAUUAAAUUAAUUAAUCAAAAUUAUUUAUUAUUUGAAUUUGAUGAAAAUACAAAAAUUGAAAAUAUGAUUGAUAAAUUUUAUAUUAAUACAAUUUAUAUUGGAAAAUUAGAUUAUUUUAUUAAAGAACGAUUAUCAAAUUUCAAUGGAGAUGAUUUUAUUGGUUGUAUUAAAAAUAUUAUGUUUAAUAAAAAAUUAUUGAUUGAAUCAAAACAUAUUUAUCCAUUAGAUAGAUUAGUAAAUACUUGUCAAAUAACUACACGUGAACCCAAAAAUGUUAUUUCAUAUAUAUCAUCAGAUAUAAGUUUUUCCAUUCGUGAUUAUGAUGAUAUAAUUGAACUUCAAAUUCCAUCGAAUGAUCAAUUUUACCAAUGUCAAAUAGCAAUAAAAACUCAAUCAUUCAAUGGUAUUAUAGCAUCAAUAUAUUCAAAUGAUAAUUAUUAUGGUCUUUUUCUUUUUUUAAAUAAUGGAAAAUUACAAUUAAAAUAUUAUUUAACAAAUAAUAGAACUUUACAAUUGAUAUUUAAUGAUAAUCAAACAAUUAAUGAUGGACAACUACAUUAUAUUUCAAUUUUUCGUCAAAUUUCAAAUAAAUCUAUGUAUAUACAAAUCGAUAAUCGUACAAUAAAUAUAUCUAAUCUUUUAUCUUUAUCAUUAUUUUUUGAUGUUAUAACUAUUGGCGGAUCAGAUCGUAUUAUAUCUGAUAAUUUAUUUGUUGGAUGUUUUGCUAAUAUAACAUAUAAUCAUCAUCCAGUAUUGCCUGAAGGCAUUGUGAAAUCUGAUCGUUAUGAUUGUUUUUGUGACCAAGGUUCAAUAUGUGAUAGACAAAUGCCUUGUAGUAAUAUGCAACCUUUACAAUUUUGUGGUCAAACUGAUUGUUCACUGGUUUGUACAUCAUCAAUUGAUAUGAAUAAUAAAGGUUCACUUCGAUAUUUUACUCAAAUUGGAUCAGGACAAUAUGAACAAAUUUAUUUAAUGAUAUUUACAAUAUCAGAUAAUUCAGUUUUAUUUACAACGCAAAAUGAUUCUAUUCAAGUAUCAAUUGUUAUUCAGAAUUAUUAUCCACGUUUAAUUAUUCAAAAUGGUGGAAUUAUUUAUACAUAUGAUUUUCCUGGACGUGUUCGAGGUGAUCAAUGGCAUGUAUUACAAUGUCAAAAAACAUUAAAUACAAUUGAUUUAACAUUUGAUGAUGAAACCCGACAUUAUACAUAUUUUAUUGAAUAUUUUAGUUUAUUUGGUGAUAGAAAAGUUUAUUUAUGUGGAAAAAAUUUUAUUGGUUAUAUUCAAGAUAUUAUAUUUAUGGCAGAUAAUCAUCAUGAGAAUUUAAUACAUAAUUCUAUACGUAAUCCAGGAUUAAUUGAUUAUGAUCCAAGUGUUCUUUGGAAUAAUCAUGCAAAUAUACCAGAACGUAAGUUUGAUUGA